Molecule: messenger RNA, 923 nt
Organism: Dryobates pubescens (Downy woodpecker)
Lineage: Eukaryota; Metazoa; Chordata; Aves; Piciformes; Picidae
Product: protein C18orf25 homolog
Exons: 2
Coding region: 3-923 (306 amino acids)
Biological process (GO): ubiquitin-dependent protein catabolic process
Molecular function (GO): ubiquitin protein ligase activity
Source: RefSeq, a predicted model, not a curated record
GCAUGUUUCAUGCUUUGAGACCAGAAGGACCUUGGUGUUCUGAAAUGAAGAUGGAGCCAGUGGGAAAAUCAGAACUUCUUGUUUCAGAAAUUCCAACAGAGGCUUCUGAAAAGCAAGAAACUACUCCUGAUGAAGAACCUAUAGAACUUGAGAGACAAACUCAGAAAGAUAAUGUGCCCAUUACAACAGACUCUGUGGUGCUAACUUCAAUGCCUUGCUUAUUGAUGGAACUGAGUCGAGACUCCUCAGAGUCUCAGCUAGCAUCUACAGAGAGCAAUAAGCCAACAGGUGGUCAAGUUUACGAGAGUGACUCUUCUAAUCGCUUCAUCCUUUCCCCUUCUUCCAGUGGACAUUUGGCUGACUCGGAUACAUUGUUUUCCACAGAAGAGAAUGAGCCCUGUCAUGAUGAAACUGCUGUAGAGGGAGAUUCUUCUGCAGUGUCUGGGACUGCAGUUGGGAGGAAAUUCAGGCGAUCCAGGUCUGAAAGCAAAGUUUCAGCAAUGGCUGCCAAGAAAAACCGACAGUCUAAUAAUAAGCAUAAUGGUCGACUCACCAAGGUAAAAGGUCAUCGAAACCAAAAGCACAAAGAAAGAAUCCGGAUCUUAAGACAUAAACGAGAGGCAGCUGCUCGCAAGAAGUACAACCUGCUGCAGGACAGUAGUACCAGUGAUAGCAACCAGACAUGUGAAUCCAGCACAACUUCAUCAUCAGAUGAUGAAGAGGUUUCAGGGAGCAACAAGACAAUCACUGCAGAAAUACCAGCGAUUUUCCGCGCCGUUCUCGGAGCGCCCGUGCCCAGUGAGCAUUCGGUGUUGGCUAGGCCUUCCGUCUUCUCCCGCUCCUGGUACUUGCCGGGCGCUCAUUGGCUCUUUCGCCUGGGGCGGGUACUGCCUCCGCCUUACGAUUGUCGAGGGUCGCGCUAA